AGAGAUGGCGCGCACAUCUACACCUUUCUACACCGUUCCUCACUGAGAAAGGUUUCCGUUGAUGCACCGUACUGUAUACAGGCCUAUGGAGCUGCGCGUGCACGAGGCGACGGUGGGCGGUGGAGGGUGGCGAUGCGUCGCGGCGUGCAGUUCGUCCACUGUUCCGCAACAACACGGUGCAAUAACGCGGUGUGCGAUAUGUUUCACCGGCGAUGCGGCUAUCGCGUUACUCUCUCCAACAAUAACCGCACCGCCACGCGCAACUUCUCCGAAUACAAUCAUGGUUUGGUGUUCAGCGCCGAGCCGCUCGAGGACGAGGUGCUGUUCGAAGUCACCAUCGACAAGAAAGUAAGCACCUCCCUCGAGAGAGACGCUCUCGCGCCCUCGAUGAUAUCAUGGAGUGGCAGUAUAGAAAUCGGAGUGGUAGAAUAUGAUCCAGAAUCCAUAGAACUACCAUCCUGUGCCAUGAAUCUCCGUCAUGGGUCUUGGAUCAUGACCGGGUCUGGGAUAUUUCGCGAUGGAGAUCGAAUCGUAGAAAUGUACGGGAUGGAUCUUAAUGAUUUGGAGGAAGGAAAUACUCUUGGAGUGAUGCGAACGUCCAAUCACGAACUGAUAUUUUUCAUCAAUGGUGUUUCACAAGGCGUCGCGGUCAACAAUAUUCCAGAACGUAUCUAUGCUGUUGUUGAUAUGUACGGUGAUUGUGUGCAAGUCAGUUUGACUCAUCCCAGACUCGUCGCUCUGCCCAGCGCCGAACCGAAGGAGGAAGUUGAGAUUAACAAUGACUAUGCUAUGGGGGAAACCUCCAGUUCCUCGACAACAAAUCUAGUCGCUAACUUAAACGUUAAUUUAAGUGUCAAUGUGAAUGUAAAUUUACCGAAGAAUCCAAGCCCCGCCGCUAUAAGGGAGGACAGGUUGAAGUUUCACGAGAGAGUCGGGUCGUUGGUGAAGCUGUCGAAUAACGCCCGGACCGCCGAGAGACGGAGACCGCUCGAUGAGUUUAACAAUGGCGUCGUAAUGACGCACAGGCCGCUGCGAGAUAACGAACUGUUCGAGAUACGGAUAGACAGACUAGUCUACAAGUGGUCGGGUAGCAUAGAAGUCGGUGUUACCACUCACAGCCCUACGGCGUUGGAAUUCCCAGCCACGAUGACCAAUAUGCGCUCUGGCACGACGAUGAUGUCCGGCUGCGGUAUUUUAACGAAUGGCAAAGGCACGCAACGUGAAUAUGGAGAAUUCAACUUGGACGAAUUGAGGGAAGGAGACCGGGUAGGGAUGAUCAGACGGAGCAACGGAAAUCUUCAUUAUUUAAUAAACGGUCUGGACCAAGGAGUCGCCGCUAAAGUGCCCGCGGGUGUGUGGGGUGUAAUAGACCUUUACGGGAUGACCGUGAAAGUAACCAUCGUUGAUCGCGACGAAAGGGAGGAACAGAAUCUGGUUACUAGGAGAAAUACACUGCAGUUGCAGGGUCUAGAUAGUGAAGAUGCUGGAGAAGAAGAACCGCCUGAUAGAUUAAUGUUCCAUUCCUGUUGCGGCACGCACGCCGAUGUAAUCAACAAUGGACGCACAGCGCAUAGGCCCAAUGCUAUAGACGAUUUCAACAACGGCGUCGUGCUGACUUCGAGACCGCUGAGGCCCAACGAGCUGUUCGAGGUCCGGCUCGAUAAGAUCGUCAUGAAGUGGGCGGGCUCCAUCGAGAUAGGCGUCACCACGCAUUCGCCAACGGAACUGGAGUUUCCCUUUACUAUGACGAACGUCAGAUCUGGCACGUGGAUGAUGACGGGAAACGGCGUGAUGCACAACGGCACCACCAUGAUAGAUCAAUACGGGCAAAAUCUGGACCGGCUGCAGGUCGGCGAUCACGUGGGAGUGAUGAGGAAGGAUAACGGGAUGUUACACUUCUUCGUGAACGGCGCCGACCAAGGGAUGGCUGCGAUGGGCGUGCCCGAGAAAGUCUACGGUGUGAUCGAUCUCUACGGGCAGGCCGCCCAGGCUACCAUAGUCAACAUGGACUUUUACAGUCCGACCACGAAUAACUCGAGCUUCAGCAACACGACGUUGUACAGUGAUCUGCGGUUCCAUCAUGUGCACGGUAGGAAUGCAAGGAUCACGAACAACGGUCUAACGGCGUCCAGAUCGCGAGCUUUGGGCGAGUUUAAUGAAGCCAUCGUGAUCGCUAAUCGCGCGCUGCGCGACGGCGAAUUGUUCGAAGUGACGAUAGAUAAGAUGGUCGCUAGAUGGUCCGGUGCCAUCGAAGCCGGCGUCACUGUGAUAAGGCCCGAUGAAUUGGAAUUUCCGUCCACGAUGACGGACAUCGACCACGACACGUGGAUGCUCUCUGGGUCGACGGUGAUGCGCGACGGAGUAACCUUGCGACACAAUUACAGCUGCGAUUUGGAUAAAUUAGUGGAGGGAAAUCGCAUAGGGAUGAUGCGGUGUUCGGACUCGAGUUUACACUAUUAUCUGGACGGGGUGGAUCAGGGUGCCGCUUGUACGGGUCUACCGGCGAACGUUUACCCGGUGAUCGACCUGUACGGUCAGUGCGCUCAGGUGACGAUAGUGCUGCCGGAACGCAGAGAUCCGCUGACGCAGCAAUACUUGCCAUCGGAGAACAGUACUAGUCAACAGCCGACCUCGGUGAUUCAGCCUCAGGCGCAAGCGGAGACGCUGCACAGGUUCCACGAGUCGGUCGGGCUGAACGUGCAAUUGAAUAGCGACAGGACGGUGGCGACCAGGUGUAGGGAGUACAACAACGCCGUGCUGUUGAGCGAGACGACGCUGGAGAACAACGAGAUGUUCGAGAUCGCCAUACAGGAGAUCGCGCGCGAGUGGAGCGGCUGUUUGAAGAUAGGCGUCGUCAGCAGCAGGACGGGCAAUUGGCUGACGUUGAUGAACCUCGUGCCCGGCAUGACGUCCAUGCCGAACGACGCCUGGUACCUGACCGGCAGCGAGGUCAGGCACACCGACCAUGUCCUCGCCUCGAACUACUGUCCGAGCCUGGACUGGCUGCGGGUCGGCGACAAGAUCGGCCUGAAGCGCACGCACGAGGGUAACCUGAAGGUCUACGUGAACGGCGAGGAUAUGGGCGUGGCGGCGUCCGAUCUGCCGGAGAUGGUGUACGCGAUGAUAGAGCUCUUCGGCAGCACCGUGGCGGUGAACAUCACCAGCAGCAAGCAGCAGAGCAGCGCGAUAUCGCCGAACGCCAGUCUGAGGCUGCAGGAUUCGCUGGAGCUGCUGCUGGACCCGAUGCCGCCCGUGCUGAGGAACGACGCGGGAAUGGACACGUCGAUGGACGUGUCCGAGGGCAAGCUGAUAAACGAGGCGACGCCCCCGCCCGUCGUCCUGCCGUCGGCGGCCGGCGACUCCGGGGAUUGGAAUUACGAGUUCCACGAGAACCACGGGAGGAACGUCCAGCUGGAGGCGAGGACGCUCGCGAGAAGGGUGGCCAGUUACAACCAGGGCGUCGUGAUGUCCAGCCGGCCGCUGAUAAAGGGCAAGCCGUUCCAAGUGAGGAUAGAGAGGCUGAACGAACGCUGGGUCUCGAGUAUCCUCUGCGGGGUUUCCUGCGUGUCGCCGGAGAAGACCACGAGCUUCCCGCUGACCGCGCUCGGCUUCAAGAGGCACUCGUGGAUCAUCUGCAGCGACUGGGUGUCCCACAACGGCACGCGGGUCAAGACCAAGUACGGCGGCGGUUUGGAGAACCUGCAGUGCGACUCGGUGGUGGGUCUGCUGGUCGACGAGGACAGCCGGCUGCAUCUGUUCAUCAACGGGGCGGAUCAGGGGGUGGCGGCGACCGAUCUCCCGGGGUACGUCUACGCGGUCUUCGAUCUGUACGGUCAGUGCGAGCAGGUGUCGAUCGCGCCGCUCGACGAGGAGUCCGCGAACGUCGCGGUGGACAACGCGCUGGUAGCUCCGAGCGGCGAGUGCGCGGAGGACGCGGAGAACUCGCGGGAGAAGGCCGACCUCGAGUGCCACGAGAAGGAGAGCGCGAUGCCGACGACCUCGUCGGACCUCUCGCCGUCGUCCGCGUCGCCGAGCGUGCCCUACGUCGGCUUCGCGAGCAACGUCCGCGCGGACGGCGCGGAGAACAAGCCGGCGGCCUCGAGCGCCGACGACUCGGGCUCGGAGCUGAGCAACGAGACGCGCAGCGACAAGAACAGGACGGUCUAUCCGGACAACGCGGAGAACAAGCCGAGCGAGCAGGCGUCGAAUCACGACGCGGCCAAUCGCGCCGCGAUCGUCUUAAGUAUUAGGAACGAAUGUACAAAUGUAGAGAUUAACAACGCGACUAACAUUAACAUUAAGAACGGCAUGGUCGCCAGCGCGAGCAACAUGAGCAGCCUGAACGCGGCGAUCACCUCGACGAACGCCAACAACGCGAUUAACGAAAGCAUAGCGUCCAAUAGUCAAGUCGGUAGUAUAAGCGCCGAACGGCAGCAGAACAAUCCGGGGAACCGGGAGGCGAGCAGAGAGCCGACGAGCGCGUCGCCGUGCCAGAACGCCGCGCCGAACAACAUGACCGUCGCGAGCAGCCCGAACAACGGCUUGUGGUCGCGCACCGUCAGCCGCGACAACUCCUUCAGCAUACUUCCGAGCCAGAUACCGGCGCCGUCGUUACCGUCCACUCCGCUCGGCCCGUCCCUCGUGUCCUCGAAGAAGUGCGACUACCUGAACGCGUGCACGCGGCUUAAGAAAUCCCUCGUGCUGCCGGACGAGUUCUUCUGCGGCGACGAGGUCACCUGCUACUGCACCGCCUGCUACAAGCUCGACGGUGACAACGCGAUCUGCAAGAAGGGCGAGCCGCCGGCGGAGUUCGCCAUACCCGUCGGCUGGGUCAGGUUCCCCCUCAAGCAGAGCAUCAACGCCAAUCAGAUACCGCAGAGCACGACGGACAAGUGGCACGUCGCGUUCUACGGCGUACGCUUGGACGCGAUAAGGUUGAUUCUCGACCGGGGAGAGCUUAUGACCAAAGAGCAACUAGACAUGAGCAACUUGGCGAUGAGCAUCAAGAGCGAGGAGCAAAAUCCGCAGGUGUCCUUCUCGCCCAGCAUCAAGUACUACGCCGCGGCAUUCGACGAGUUUAACGAAAAGUAUCCAUAUAUCGAUACGCACAAGCAGCUGAACGUAUCGACCGCGUUCCAAUUGCUGGUGAGACCGGGCUCGUACACGAUCAGUCCCGGCGACAAGGACGGCGCCGAUCUACACUGCGAGUCCAGCAAGUGGGCCACCAAGGAAGCCGGAGCCACGGUGAUCGUCGCCCUGCUCGUUCAUCUGGACGGAUUUUAAUUCGCGUCCGGUUAACGAACGUGUCACGUCUGUCUGCAUGAAGAAGCGCGCAACGGACUGUGAGUGAUUGUGUUGUACAUACGUGCGUGAAACGUUGUUGACACGACUGUGGUGAGAAUCUCGGGAUCGAUGAUAUUUCAAUUCCGUCGAAAUAGCGCUGCACGUUUUACGUUAGACCCGUCGUGCAGGUAAAUCCCCUUGCAUGCGUAUAGUCGAUCGGCCGGAUCAUUUAACGAUAGCGAUUUUGUGCGGUAGAUAUUAAACGGAGCUUUUCAGUUACCUUAACCGUUGUGUACAGUACAGACGAUUGUGUGAUAGCUAUGAAUUAGAUCCCUCGUUUUUGUCCAAGAGUUAUACAUUCGAGCACUAUGUAGGAGAAGAUUCGCUGUAGACCCGUUGGACAACAAUGACACUUUUGUGACGCACUGUAAAUGAUUUAGCAAGUCUCGAAAGUCCCGAAGGCACAGCACACGUGUCACACACGUAUUCGUCGCGACUGGCCUACAUUGAUGCUCACCAGCAACAGCAAGUAGCGUGUGAAUAUUUUACCGCGGCGGCAAAAGAGAGGAAUAUAUAUACGUAUUUAUAUUUAUAUACAUAUAAAAGAAUGCGCAUUUUAUAUGUGUAUAUAUAUAUAUAUAUAAAUACACACACGCGCGCAGGGGAUACACAUACAUAUAUUCGCAGCGUCUAUGCGAAGAGAACACAGUAUUUUCGACGCCCGCGCUUCACGCCUAAUCAAUAUACCAAAUCACCGAGUAUCGCAUACUAGCAAGCGAAUCUCUCAAGACACAAUUUUUUUAACGCACUCUCCCGCGGCAUCGAUAGAAAGAGGAUCGUGUAAUGUCUAUGUUGUAGAAAUAAAUGAUGCAAAUGCAGCUCGUAUUGCCCAA
Messenger RNA from Dinoponera quadriceps, 6176 nucleotides. RefSeq names its product neuralized-like protein 4 (gene Neurl4). The coding region runs from base 133 to 5283 and encodes 1716 amino acids. Gene Ontology annotation, molecular function: ubiquitin protein ligase activity. NCBI's taxonomy places the organism in Eukaryota, Metazoa, Arthropoda, Insecta, Hymenoptera, Formicidae. The transcript has 13 exons. The record is from RefSeq and is a predicted model, not a curated record.